AUGCUUAGACGGUGUACGCAGCAGUUCACUCAGACAACAUUACGUCUGUACGUUCGUCUUUACUCCUCCAAACCUCCCAAGGAGCCUGAGUCAGUAACAGGGUUGCCCUUGUCUGUUCCAAAGAGCAAAAGAAGGUUAGGUGCCUUGAAUGCGGCCAGGGACAUUUCCCCUGGAACGAGCAUCUUGAAGGGUAAAGAUGAGGACACCUCCAGAACCACAAGAUCAAGACGGAACAGUAAAGCUAAAGACGAUAAGAAGUUGAAGAAAACUCUGCCAUCUUUUAUUCCCUUCUCCAAAUUCCCACAAGCACCCAAAGAGUUAUUUGAUUUAUCAUUGGAUGAGUUAUAUGGAAGAAUACUUUUGGAUUCUAAUAAGAGUAAUCAAGACAAGGAGGGAUCUUCAACUUCAGGACUCCCAAUUUUACCUAGUGAAAUAAAAAAGACCAAAAAUCCAGAUUUUUAUGUUGAUUUUGAAAUACCGAAGCAAUAUAUGAAAUCACUGAUUGCAGAAGACAUCACAGGUAGAGAUAAGGCAGUAGUUGAACAAUUAGAUGACUUUGCACUUUCUUCAGUUGAUGAGGAAGAUCCAGAAACUCAACAAGAUAAUGCCACUAGAGCUCUUAAAUUUAUCAAGUUGUAUUACGACCAAGACUCUAACUCCUUUCAACCUCUUCCUGAACAUAUUUUGAAGAGAUCUUUGAGUGGUAUGUUAAACCUUAACUCUGGGCUAGAUGAUAUUGAUGACGAAUACUUGUGGAGAUUGAUCCCUAGUGAGAAAUCAUUUGGGGUACCUCCUUUCGAAAAGGAGAUCCACGGGUUCAAAAAAUGGGAAUCUGAAAAGGUAAAGGAGUCAAAAGAGAAGGCCAACGUUGCAGAGAUAAAUAGAAAAGAAUUCAAAGAAUUUCAAGUUGAACUCCAAAAGUCAAACAACAGUUUAUUUAGAAAGAGUGCCCCAGAAGGAGCGUCAGGUGGAAGGAAGAAGUUAGACAGAAAAUUGAUGAAGAGGUAUAAGAAAUUGAAGGAUGAAGGUAAGCUUGAACAGAAGAUAACUAUUGAUGACGAAGAUAUUGACGAUAUCGCUACCAAAUUUAAGUGA
Messenger RNA from Lizanozyma spartinae, 1095 nucleotides. RefSeq lists its product as uncharacterized. The record is from RefSeq and is a predicted model, not a curated record. The coding region runs from base 1 to 1095 and encodes 364 amino acids. The transcript has a single exon. NCBI's taxonomy places the organism in Eukaryota, Fungi, Ascomycota, Pichiomycetes, Serinales, Debaryomycetaceae.